Mus pahari (shrew mouse) is the source of this 3367-nucleotide messenger RNA. It is a transcript of the gene Mpp7, whose product is annotated as membrane palmitoylated protein 7. Gene Ontology annotation, cellular component: plasma membrane; cell-cell junction. The coding region runs from base 249 to 2054 and encodes 601 amino acids. Gene Ontology annotation, biological process: protein localization to adherens junction. Gene Ontology annotation, molecular function: protein binding. NCBI's taxonomy places the organism in Eukaryota, Metazoa, Chordata, Mammalia, Rodentia, Muridae. The transcript has 20 exons. The record is from RefSeq and is a predicted model, not a curated record.
AAGGCAGGAGUUGUGGCGGGUGCAACCGGCUAGUUCAUCCUGCUGAGCCGUAGUCGAUCCGAUCUGCCUCCGGAUUGUCCUCAGUUGUGAUCCCGAGCUGUGGAGCUAAGUGUCGCUUGGACUGCGGCUACUGAGUAGGAAGGCUUGUAGGACAACUCUUGGGUGAGACACUUCUCCAGUCCAUUGAAUUUCCCGGAGCUUCCUGAGACAAGAGAGUGGAGGGCGGCCACACAUCUGCAGCCUGCAUCAUGCCAGCACUGGCCACAGGAUCGGCUUGUGACACGGGUCUGUAUGAGCUGCUGGCUGCUCUGCCUGCCCAGCUGCAGCCACAUGUGGCUAGCCAGGAGGACCUGACCUUCCUCUGGGACAUGUUUGGUGAAAAGAGCCUGCAUUCACUGGUCAAGAUUCAUGAAAAACUUCACUGCUAUGAGAAGCAGAAUCCGUUGCCCAUUCUCCAUGGUGCAGCAGCAUUGGCAGAUGAUCUGACUGAAGAGCUACAGAACAAGCUACCAACCAGUGAGAUCAGAGAGCUGUUGAGACUGCUGUCCAAACCCAAUGUCAAGGCUUUGCUGUCAGUACAUGAUACUGUGGCUCAGAAGAGUUACGAUCCUGUAUUGCCUCCCGUGCCUGACGAUAUUGAUGAUGAGGAAGACUCUGUGAAAAUAAUCCGCCUGGUCAAAAAUAGAGAGCCCCUGGGUGCUACCAUUAAAAAAGAUGAGCAGACCGGAGCAAUCAUUGUGGCCCGAAUCCUGCGGGGAGGAGCUGCAGAUAGAAGUGGUCUUAUUCACGUGGGUGACGAGCUGAGGGAAGUGAAUGGGAUCCCAGUGGAAGAUAAGAGGCCUGAGGAAAUAAUAAAGAUUUUGAGUCAGUCCCAGGGAGCAAUUACAUUUAAGAUAAUACCCAGCACCAAAGAGGAGACACCUUCUAAAGAAGGCAAGAUAUUUAUCAAAGCCCUCUUUGACUACGAUCCUAAGGAAGACAAGGCAAUCCCGUGUAAAGAGGCAGGGCUGUCUUUCAGGAAGGGGGACAUCCUUCAGAUUAUGAGCCAAGAUGAUGUGACAUGGUGGCAGGCUAAGCAUGAAGGAGAUGCCAACCCCAGAGCGGGCCUGAUUCCCUCCAAGCACUUCCAGGAACGGAGAUUGGCUCUGAGACGACCAGAAAUAGUAGUUCAGCCUCUGAAACUUUCCAACACGAAAUCAUAUGAGGAAACAGUUGAAUGUGAGGAAAUUAAAGAAGACGCUGGACAUGAUGGUAACAACGGCGGAACCUACAUAGCUGGUUUUCGAAGAAGUUUCCGUCUUAGCAGAAAAGAUAAGAAAAUAAAUAAGUCCAUGUAUGAAUGCAAAAAGAGUGAGCAGUAUGACACGGCAGAUGUGCCCACAUACGAGGAGGUGACACCCUACCGGCGGCAGACCCAUGACAAAUACAGACUCGUUGUCCUUGUUGGUCCUGUCGGAGUCGGGCUCAAUGAGCUGAAGCGAAAGCUAUUGAUGAGUGAUACACAGCACUAUGGUGUGAUAGUGCCCCACACCACAAGAGCAAGAAGAAGCCAAGAGAGUGAUGGUGUGGAAUAUAUUUUUAUUUCCAAACAUUUGUUUGAGACAGAUGUACAAAAUAACAAGUUCAUUGAGUAUGGUGAAUAUAAAAACAACUAUUAUGGUACAAGUAUAGACUCAGUUCGCUCUGUCCUAGCUAAGAACAAGGUUUGUCUGUUGGAUGUCCAGCCUCAUACGGUGAAGCAUUUAAGGACACUGGAGUUCAAACCCUAUGUGAUAUUUAUAAAACCUCCAUCCAUAGAGCGUUUGAGAGAGACAAGAAAAAAUGCAAAGAUUAUUUCAAGCAGAGAUGACCAAGGGACUGCAAAGCCCUUCACGGAAGAAGAUUUUCAGGAAAUGAUUAAAUCAGCACAGAUAAUGGAAAGUCAAUAUGGCCAUCUUUUUGACAAAAUCAUAAUAAAUGAUGAUCUUACUGUGGCAUUUAAUGAGUUAAAAACAACAUUUGACAAACUAGAGACUGAUAGCCAUUGGGUCCCAGUGAGUUGGUUACAUUCAUAACUCAGGGAAAUGUCCUUAAUUGUCUUUUUACAGAGUUGCAUGGUUAGAUCAACUGCCAUGGUUUUGGUAGGAUUUUUUUUUUUAAUAAUUUGUAUCACUGUCACAGAUGUAAAGUCUUCAAUGUCAAAGUCAAACUUUCAGUGCUGGUUUGUUUAUGUCUUUUACAGCCUUGUUUGAAGCACAUAACUGUACAAUCUAAGUCAAAAUAUGCACAGUGCUAUAGUCUUAGCAAAACUUGUAUUUCCUGGUUUUCUUUAAUCUGUUUCUUUGUGAGAGGCAGUAGGCAUCAGAGUUCAUGCCUCACUUGCACUCAGGUGUGCUCACAGCCCUUCACUGGGCAUGCUCGCAGUUAAAAGCAUGGGCUUGGUAGCCUCGAGCAAAUCCACAGAUUUAACUGAGCUGGAAAUAAGACUCUGUCCUUACAAAAUAUGUUAUUUGUGUGCACAUCUUUAAAACAAAGAAGAAACUCAAAUUUUUUCUUGAGGAAGUAACUCACAUAUUAUAGCUUAGGAAAUCCUUAUGAGUACAUAUUGGUGAUGCCACCAACAUUAUAUAAGAAAAAUCUAAUUCUACUGUUUAAGUUGAGAGUCUCACUAUGUUGUCGACACUAGUCUUGAACUUAGCCUUCUUUUGCCUCAACCUCCUGAGUACGGGAACAUGCCACUACAUCAGGCUUAAAAACAACUUAACUGAUAUUAUAGAUGUAGAUACAAACCUUUCCUCGUGGUUUCGUAAAACUGGUUCUGUCUUAGGGCAAGGAAUGAUCACACAGCACCUCUUGCUUUAAUCUGUCAUAUUUCAGAAGACAUUUUUGGAGUCAGAAAGUUUUCUUCUUUUGCGUUGGAAUUUCUCAGCAAAUUAUAAGAAUGAGAUAUGUAUUCAAAAACAUGUAAUACGUGUUAGGGCACAGUGAAGGAAGAGGUGCUCAUGUUUCUGAUGUGCAAUCACCACACAUGUAAAUUGUCCUAAAGUGUGUUUUAGAAACCUUAUAUUGUGUUAAAUUUUUGUCAACAAAAUGAUUAACACCAGCCAUAUUACAUUUCAACUUAUUCCAAAGGAAGAUGGAUUUUUAAAUGUUUCCAUGACAUUGUUCCUUUUUCUAUAAUGCUUUAGGUCUCUAGCAAGUGAAUAAUUUGCAAUACUACAAAUAUUCAUAGUUCAAUCUUAGAGCAGAUUCCUGCCAGUCCUCUGAGCAGUACAGAUUAGCCAAUGGAAGAUUCAUCACAUCUAUGACUUGCAUACAAAAAAUUAUUUUUGUUGCUUUGUAAAGAGUUUAAAUAUUAUGUUUAAAGAAAAAUAAAAUGUAGGGAAAU